GAAGUGUUGGGGUGUUUUUUUCUUGAAGGUGAAUAACUGGUACAGAGCUCUGCUUUGCUCUCAUCUGUCUCUACAUCAGGACACCAGGGUAAGUGGCUCUAAAUCUUCAGCACAAACUCACUGGCUUCUUCUUUCACCAGGUCACCAGGAUUUGGUUGCUCUUUAAAAUUGCUGAAAUUUGCUCAUGACCAGGAGUGUCUCCCUAUGUUUGUACAGAAAGGCUGUUUGUAGUCUGAUUGUAGAGGCACUCUACAGGUUUGAUGACUGGCUGGAUUGUCCUGGACCAGGUCUCUAUUUACCCCCAGAUAUUUGGCCUUUGCUCCACACACUUAAGUUGUGACAUUCAGAGGCCCUGUUGAAGGUUUUACAGAAAAGCAGAUUGACUUGGUUAUUUUGAAGACAAGAGGCACCGGGCCAAGUUGAUAUUUAUUCAAAGUUUCAGGUUUUCUUUUUAGCAUGUACAGCUGAGUCAUUAGCAUACAAGAGCUAACUUUGACAACUAUGCUAAAUUAAGUCUUAGUCCUUGGACUCAAAUGUCUUCUGGUUGUCAUUUGUAUUUAGUCGUUUUUGCACCUUAUACAUGUAGCCUAGUCUUAGUCAAAAAAAAAGUCAUCACUUUAAAUAAUUAUUUCUCACAUUUCUUCAUGCGAGUCUAUAAAUAACAGGGACUCUGUAACUUCUUUUUCACUCCAGUCUCCAAGAAACACCAUGGAGGAUCAAGACGACAAUGACCAGAUAGAGAAAGAAGUCAAAGAGGCUCUACAAAUGGAUGACCGAGCCUCAGCUGCUGCUAAGAUCCAGCAGUAUUUGGAGAGAGACAAAAACAUUUCUCUAAAUAUUGCUGUCACAGGAGAGUCUGGCAGUGGAAAAUCCACAUUUGUUAAUGCUAUCAGAGGCGUAGAUGAUGAUGACGAAGGAGCUGCACCCACUGGUUGUGUAGAAACCACCAUGGAGGUUACAUCAUACCACCAUCCAAACUAUCCUAAUGUCACAGUCUGGGAUCUUCCUGGAAUCGGCACCAUGAAAUUUCCAGCUGAUAAGUACCUGGAGAAGGUUGAACUUGAAAAGUUUGACUUCUUCAUCAUCAUCUCAGCUGAUCGAUUCACAGAAUAUGAUGUGAUGUUGGCAAAGGAGAUCCAGAAGAUGAAGAAGAAGUUCUACUUUGUCCGCUCCAAGAUUGACGAUAAUAUACGAAAUGAAAAAAGGAAAAAGGCUUUUGAUAAGGAGAAGACUCUCACAAAAAUCAGGGACAAGUGCAUCAAAGGUAGGUGAUACCACAGACAUAAUUAGAAGACUAGAUACGCCUGCCCACUAAGCGACUUGCCUAUGAGGCAGCUAUCGUAGCAGGGACAUUUUUCCCAUUAAAGGCAUUAGAUGUACAUGGGAAAUGUUUUAUUUUAGUUUUUGAAUCAAAUGCUCUGCAUUGAUAGCACACGUUUUGGUGUUGACAAUAAAGUCAACCUCAUGAAAAUCAGUUAAGAAAUGAGCAGGAUAUGAUUUAUUGCUCAUGUACAUCUUAUGCCUUUAAAGGGAAAGUUGCCCUUGCUAAGAUGGCUGCCACGUAGGUAUGCAGCUGAAAGGGGCAUUUCGUAUCUACUGUUCAUAUCUACGGGUGACACAUCCUGAUACAAUAUACUGCACAAAAAAAAUGGAGGCCAUGACUGUCCCAGGCUUAUAAGCCAAAAACGAAAGCUCCCCCUGCUGACUAGCUGCAGUUAAGGUCAUAACCUCAACUUUCAUGUAAACAGAAAGGAGAGUCAAACUGAAAUAUAUGAAGGUCUGACAUCAGUCCAGUGAGGCCUCCAGCUAGGCUGCUUCAGAGCAUUUCUUGGUUUCACCAGCCCAAAUGUCAGCCUUCUUGAAGUCAGUCACAAUUAGAAGAAUAAAGUGACAUUGUCCAUAAAUAUUCUAAGAUUCAAAGAACGUGCCUGUUUGCACUUAAAGACACCCUAGGUUUCAGUCAAGUUGAUUUAGGGUCAGGGUCAGGGUCAGGGCACCAUCUCUUUGAUAUCAAAUAUUUGAAAGCUUUCAGUUCAUGGUUAAUGAAAGCUCUCAGGCACUGUGCCCCUGGUUUUGUGGGCAGAUCUACGAUCCUGGUCUGAUGAGAGGCUGUUAUUGUUACUUCUUAUCAAAGUGAUGUCUUGUACUUUAGCCUUAAUAUUGAUUUCUUUUUAAUCAGACUUAUUUUACUGUCUGUGGUGUUUCUUUGUGGAUGUUAAGUCUCUUGACGUUUUGUUGCUUAAGUUUAUGAAGAAGACAAAAAGAGGAACAACUUUCACGGUUGAGAGUACUUGAAUUUUACAAUCACAGCUAUGAUUAAAGCAGAGGUUCAAAAUCCCACAGCACAUGUGUUUACAGAGCUCUGCUGUGUCUGCAGUCAGGCACUCGUGGCAAAGUCCUGCAGGUUGGAAUCAAACCUGCCAUCUGUUCAGAGGACUACAGCCUCUGUACAUAGGGCAUGCACCUUCAAUGCCCUGUAUAUCCAUAUUGUACUUCUUGUUUAUCAGCCUAUUUCUCUUUUGUGACACAGGUCUUCAAGAACAAGGUUUUGAGUCUCCUCAGGCUCAGGUCUUCCUGGUGUCCAACUUUGAUCUCCACCGCUAUGAUUUCCCUCUGUUAGAGGACACUCUGGAGCGAGAACUUCCUAAACACAAGAGAGAUGUCUUUAUGUUAGCCAUGCCCAACAGCAGCCUGGAGAUGAUCUCUAAGAAGAAGAAAGCUUUUCAAGCCAAGAUUAAAUACUUUGCAACUCUGUCUGCAGCUGUUGCAGGUUUGCCAGUUCCUGGUCUUUCUGUUGCAGUAGAUAUUGGCUUACUGGUCGGUCUUAUUGCUCAGUAUGUGUUUAGGUUUGGUCUUGACACCAUGUCAUUGAAGAAAGCAUCCAGAUACACAGGCGUUCCUGUCGAUGAGCUGAAGAAAGUCAUUGUGUCUCCAAUGGCAGCAACAGAAGUGACUUCUGAUCUUUUACUGAAGUUAUUUUUAGAUGGGGCCAGCACAGCCGCUAAACUGGCUGCAGAAGAAGGGUCCAAAUUCAUCCCCUUACUUGGGAUCCCAGUAUCAAUGACUCUCUCAUUUCUCUCAACCUACAAAGUGCUUGAUACUUCUGUCAGCGGGCUUGCUGAGGAUGCACAAAGAGUACUCAGUAAGGUCCUGAGUCUGAACGAUGCAGAGUAAUAAUUCAGAGUGUUACCAACAUUCUAAAGUAAGAGAAGAACUUCAGAAAGUUAGACGGGGGGUAGAUUUGGAUCAAAGAGGAUCAAACACCCAUAUCAACAAGAUUAUCCAGUCCUGUUUCCUUCACCUGUGUUCUAUUGCAAAAAUUAAACAAAUACUCACCCCUCCAGAUCUCGAAAAAAUAAUAAACGCCUUAAUUUUCCCAAGACUGGACUUUCUUAACUCUCUCCUCCCUGGUUUAAUCAAGAAAUCACUCUCCCACCUCCAGCUAGUUAAGAAUGCAGCAGCUCGGCUUUUAACUGGUUUUAAUAGACGGCAUCACAUCACUCCAAUUUUAGCCUCCCUUCGCUGGUUUCCUGUCAGUUUUAGAAUAGAUUCAAAGAUUUUAUUGAUUACUUUUAAAGCACUUAGAGGACUCGCGCCGAGCUACAUUUCAGAGCUUUUAAUACCUUAUGAGCCAACUCGCAGCCUCAGAUCCUCUGACGAAAGCCUCCUGGUCAUUCCAAAGUCGAGGCUCAAAACUAAAGGCGAUAGAGCUUUCUCCAUCAGAGCUCCUCAACUUUGGAACGACCUGCCAGAGGAGAUAGGCGUGCAGAGACAGUCAUUUCUUUUAAGUCAAAUUUAAACACUCACUUUUACAGACUUGCUUUUAUGUGAUGCAGUUUUUUAAUCUUUUUAAUCUUUUUCCUUUUAUCUCUUUUACCUCUAUCUUAUUUCAACUUACUAUGCUUUUAGCUUUUGUUUUGCUUAUAAUCUUUUCUUAUUUUACCUUUUAGGUCUUUUAUUGAUUUUAAUGCCUUUUUCUGCUCAUUUAUAUUAUUUCAUUUUAUCAUUAAUAUUACCAUCAUUAUUAUUUUAUUAUGAUAUAACUAUCAUUAUUAAUAUCCUCUUUUAUACUUACUAUCCUGUUUCCUGCUUUCUGCCCCCCUUUUCUAUUUCAUUUCUUCUUCUUACCUAUUUUAUGUUUUUAUUUUGGUCCUCAUGGUCUCAUUUUAUGUUGUAGGGUUCUUGUAUUGCCUGGGUUUCCUAUGUAAAAUGAAGUUGGCCUUCAAUUCGGAGGCCUUGUUUUUAACUGAGCUUUUGUUUUUAUUUGCUUUUAUUUCCAUGUACUGAUGUUCUGUGCUUUGCAACUGUUGUUGCAACCUCCUCACGUUAGCUCUACAACAUUUUGCUCAAAAGCACACGAAGCUUGGUACUUUUUAGCUUUCAGACAAGCCUACACCUGACUCCUAGUCCCUUCCCUGAGCUUUUUUGUUGUUGUUGUUUCAGCCAUUUCUUGAUUUUUUAAAGAUCGAUGUGAUUUAUUCUUGUACUUUUUCUUUCUGAUAUUGUUUGUAUUUAUUUGUAAAACAGUGUUUAAGAGAGUGCCUUGAAACUGCUGCAUAAAUAAAGCUUUUCUCUCUGAAUUUUAA
This is a messenger RNA of Xyrichtys novacula (pearly razorfish), 4586 nucleotides long. NCBI's taxonomy places the organism in Eukaryota, Metazoa, Chordata, Actinopteri, Labriformes, Labridae. The record is from the annotation of a GenBank genome assembly.